Messenger RNA from Sceloporus undulatus (fence lizard), 4795 nucleotides. It is a transcript of the gene TSPAN6, whose product is annotated as tetraspanin 6. The record is from RefSeq and is a predicted model, not a curated record. Bases 93 to 854 code for a protein of 253 amino acids. The transcript is spliced from 8 exons. Lineage: Eukaryota; Metazoa; Chordata; Lepidosauria; Squamata; Phrynosomatidae. Gene Ontology annotation, cellular component: membrane.
CGGGUGGGCGGAGCCUGGGAUUCCUCGUUUCGGGAAUUUCCGGCGCGGCUCGGCUUUUUCCGGCGUGUGAGGUGUGUCUCUGAGGCGCUGGGAUGAUGGCGUCCUCCUCGCGAAGGCUGCAGACCAAGCCGGUCAUCACUUGCCUCAAGAGCGUCCUCCUCAUCUACAGCUUCGUCUUCUGGUUUUCUGGCAUUAUCCUUCUGGCAGUUGGCAUCUGGGGAAAAGUGAGCCUGGAGGUGUACUUCUCCCUGCUGAAUGAGAAGGCCACCAAUGUUCCCUAUGUCCUGAUUGCCACUGGUACAGUUGUCAUCCUCCUGGGCACAUUUGGCUGUUUUGCCACCUGCCGGGGGAGCACCUGGAUGCUAAAAUUGUAUGCCAUGUUCUUAACUCUCAUCUUCCUUGUUGUCCUGGUGGCUGCCAUUGUGGGCUUUGUCUUCAGACACGAGAUUAAAGACAGCAUCAAGAAAAACUAUGAGGUUGCUGUGGAGAAGUACAACGGGACCAAAGAUGAACGCAGUAAUGCAGUUGAUACUAUCCAGACCAUGUUGCAUUGCUGUGGAGUCUCAAGCUUCACUGACUGGAAUACAACUGACUACUUCAAGCAGAAUGGGAUUCCCAUGAGUUGCUGCAAGUCCCUCGACAACUGUACAGCUGGAGAUCGGAAGGAUCUAGACAAAGCUAAGGGAAAGGUGUAUGAGAAUGGUUGUUUCAAUCUGGUGAUACAAACAAUGGACUCCAAAAUGAGCAUUGUAGCUGGAAUCUCCUUUGGCACUGCAUGCUUCCAGUUGAUUGGAAUCUUCCUUGCUUGUUGCCUCUCCCGAGCCAUCACAAAUAAUCAAUAUGAGAUGGUGUAAAUUGCUGUCCUGCAGGCUUGCAGCUGCAACAAAGAAUUUUGGGACACUUUCUUUAUACAUUAAAAACAAAAAAGCAAAAAGAAAUCUUUUGGGAACAACUUCGUUGGAAACCCAAGCUCCUAGAAUCCUGUUUGAUGACAUCACUUUCUUCUGGACCUGUUUUUUUAAAGGAGGGAAAGGAUUGAGUGCAAUUACAUAUGUACAGUGUUCAAUUUUGGGUUGUUGUCAGGUCUGUUCUGAAGGAAUGGUGGAUAGAACAGAUAGUGUAGGGCAGAUUGUUAGCAUAGCUCCUUCAGGUCAGAGAUAGUAGUUUGCUGCAUUGCCCCAGCUAUGCUGUGAAUUGUAGAAUUUGACCCUUAUGAAGUUUGCAGAUUCUUGAACACACUACCAUAAAAAGGGAAGGAAGGAAGGAAGGAAGGAAGGAAGGAAGUUUUAUUACAGGGCCGGCUACAUAGUUUCUUGGACACUUGCCUUUACUUUAUUUAUAGUUUUAUAUUUUUUAGUACUGUACCUUAAAUAGCAUCUUUUAAUUUAGAAGUAAGAAUGACAAGUCAUGAAAACAGUCAUGAAAAAACUGUCACUUGUUAGAGGCCUUUGGCCUAAAAAUGUGUUUUAGUCCAUACUAAGGAGACAUACAACAACCAAAGUAGCCUCAAAAACUUCAGUGUGCCUGAACUGAAAGUCCCAGCAAUUAUGCAUUCUGCACUUUGCAACUAUAUUAUUUGAUAUGUGUUGGAUGCACCUCUUCUUAAUGAGCGUUCACAGGCAUCAGCAUUCUUGGUGGCUGCUGCUCAACUUUUUAAUACUUUAGAGCAGUGGGCCUCAAACUUUUUUAGGCUACUGCCCACUUUCCACUUGGGCAAUAACCCUAGCGUCCCCUAACAUCUAUUUUUUGAUAUUAGGUCUACCAGCCUGCCAGAAAGUGGUGUCUACCUCAGUCACAUACAGCUCACCAUUGUCUUCUCCUCUUCCGCCUUUCAUGUGUGAAUACAGUAGUGGCAACGGCUCGGGCCUGCUCCUCCCUGUUGUCUGCAUCAGGCUUCCAAGGAAAGGAAGGAUGGGUGGAUGGCCACUUGGUAGCUGUUCCCAAGGUGACUGGAUGCAAAGGGAGCAGCACCUGGGCAGCUAGUUAUCUUGGGAGCAGCAACCAAGCAGUUAGCUGAGCAGUAGGUGGGAAGCCUCUCUCCUGUGCCGGCCUUGCAGCAAACGCCUGAGGGGGUGAGAGGUUUCUCAUUCACUGCUCAACCAGCUGCUCAGUCACUGCUCCCUUUGCAUCUAGUCACUUUGGGAGCAACAACCAAGCAGUUGGCUGAGCAGUAGCCAACAAGCUUCUCACCUGUGCUAGCCUCAUGACAAUCUCAUGUAGAGGCAGAGAGGCUUCUUGGUCACUGCUUGGAUGUUGCUCCUAAGAAGACCAGAUGCAAAGGCAGAAUCUUCUCAGCUGUGAGGAAGGACUAUCAGUCCUUUUUCGUCAGGGCAGAGAGGGGUGUAGCCAGAUUCCCACUUUUUCCCCCAGCUAGGAAGGACUCUCAAUCUAAGAAAGGCAAAGGACUGUUCCAAGAACUGGCCCCAGAUACUCCUUCCCCUCCUUCCCGAGAGACAUGCCAUGCCACACAGCUUCAGCUCUUCCUCUGCACCCGGAGAUUGUUUGUUCUGCUACCUCUUCUCUCAGACUGCCUGAUGGAAGAAAGCAGUGCAGCUCUAAACCUGCCAAGCAAGUCACCGCAAAGCUUACAAAGCUUAAGCAGGGUCCCAAAUGUGAAAGUUUCAUUUUCCUGCUGUUUCUCUCAUGCUGCCAUGUGCUCUAAUUCCUUAUUUCCACCAUGGUUCUAAAGGCUGCUGGUUCCUCUUCUGUUUUUUGUGUGUCAAUACUUUGACUGAAGGCCCUCCUGCUGCCCCCAUUUUCCUCACUACCCCUCUGGAUCUUUCCAAUGUCCUCUUGCGGGGGAGCAUACUGCCCACUUUGGGAAUCACUGCUUUAGAGCAAAGAACAGCAGUAUGGUAGAUGUGUGGCUUUUCAGGCAGUUUGGGUGGGUUCCUGAAAAGCACACUGGAAUUUGAUGGCAAAUUGUAUUGCUGAAUUUUGGUGGCAAAGCAGAAACAGCCAUUACAGCAAGCAAAUAGUGCUACUUUUAAAUGAGUUUCUUUAGGUUGCUGCUAAAACUCAAGACACUACAGAAAGCAAACACAUUUUCCCCUUGUUCUGAUGACUUUUUCCAUUUGGUAGCCAAAAUUUGGGUCCCAGACCUGCUAGGGUUGCCCACCUAUGUUUGUCUUGCCAGAACCUGGGCCUCUUGUGUUUUCUAACAAGGGAGGGACCUCCUCCUUCGACCUAUAUCUUUUGCUAGCCCAUUAUAAGGUGAAAUGCAUGCCAUUUGUCCAAUAACAGCCAGAAAAUGAGUACAUAAUUUGAGUAAAUUAAUGAAUAAAGGAUGUUUUGUUUUUGAAGCAGUGAACCAGUAUUCCCCAUGUCGGAUUUUGGAUGUCAUUGUGAAGUACAGCAGCUGGUAUGACACUAAGGGUCCUAUAUGUACAGUAGUUUCAGUUUUAUGAACACUAAAGUCUUCAGAAUUCAAAGAUAUAGCUGUGUUAGUCUGUGGAAUCAGUAUGUAGAGAGAUCUUGUAGCACCUUUGGGACUAACUGAAAGAAAGAAGUUGGCUAAAGUGCAGUUUUACUAAGGGCUGUAGUUUUACAUUUUCUUAACCAAAAAGAGUAAAUCUCAUUGACUUCAGUGGGACUUACCUCUGAGUAAAACAUGGUUAUGGUACAAUGUGGUUUAAACUUUAUUUUGAAUUAUUCUCUUGGAAAAGUGGGGUGUAGUCUGCCCUGGAGCUGUUUCUAUAUGCUCAGACUUUGGAAGCAAGGGCUUGAACCUCUGUUUAGCCUUGGAACCCCACUGGGUGACUUUGGCAAGUCACACUCUCCCAGCCUCAGAAGAUGGCAAUGGCAAAUCUCUGAAGAAACUUCGGGUUGUCAUAAGUUGGAAAUUACUUGAAGGCACAACAAAAACAAGUCUGUUCUGGAGCUGCUUUUGUAUGCUAACGUGGAAAUAUUACUUGGUUUGAGUACAGCUGCUAGAAAUCCCCAGCCACUGGUUAUGCUGGCUACAGAUUCUAGGAAUUGUAGUGCAACAAAGUAAGUUAUCAAAGCUCUGUCCUCCCUAAAUAACACCUUUUAGUACCCCUAUUGCUUUUUGCUUUUGUUUGUAUAGAUACAAACUACGUAUGUUAUUCCAUUAGUACAGUGCAUCCUUGCCUUAUGCGGGGAUCUGUUCCAGACCCCUCCGCGUAAGGCAAAUUGCGCGUAUGCUUGAGCCCUUUGAAAAUAAUGGGGCUUGUACAUGAUGUGCGUCGCAGUGUGCUUGCCAUUUCUUCCGUUGUGCGGCUUUCAGCAUAAGCUGAAAGCCACGUAAAAGGCACCCGCGUAUGAUGCGGGUGCACUGUGCCAGUAUCUUGCAGGAUUCUCAUCAUUGCUUGUUUUCUGUGGAAAGCAGUCUUCUGGCUUUAUCAUGGUCAGCACUGGAGGAAAGUAGUUACCCUGUUAUUUGCUCUUGAAUCCCUCUCCAUAAUUGGACCUGUGAACAGGGGGAAAGGAAUGGUUGUCUUGUGCCUUUUGAAAUAAGCUUAGUUUUCUCACCACAAAUUUUUGUGCCUGGCAUAAGGCUUCCCCAAUCCCUUCGUCUUUCUUUCUUUCCUGAAUCACGUUUUUUUAAUAAUGCUGUUCAAAAGUUUUAUUUCAAUAAAGCCUUUUUAAUUGGACUGAAAAUAUUGUGAGGUUCUGUGCAUGGGGAGGUGGGGUUCAGCCUUAACAGCAGUGACCCCGCUGGAUUGGGCAUGAUUCUGAUCAGCAGUAUUAUUACAUGAUGCUUUAAACACAUUUUUGUAUUAAAUAGGAAAUCAUCUUUGCCUUGAAAAUGUAAUAAAUAAUUACAUACCAUUUA